UCGUGGCGGGAGGGUUUGCCGCUCGCGACACUCGCGCAUUCAGUCGGCCGCACCACGCCGCCACGGCUCCCGCGCUCUCACUCGCUCGCGGCUUGCGGACCUAUGAUCCGCUUUGCGCGAUACUCAUCGGAAACAAAUUCCAUAUAUCCUACAAUAUUCAUAAAAAUACGUCUCUCAGAUUUUCAAUUUUCCACUAAUUUAAUAAGCGUCACGUGUGCAUUAUUUUGCAACGUGAUUUCGCGCGCCGAUUCCACUUAUUAAAUGUUGCUUCACUAAAACAUGCCGGUUGCAACAUUUGCCAAAACUUUUGGACAAUAUCUCCGAAUAUAAACAUAAGCGAGGCCCUCCUGUAACUUAACUACAGUUUGUUGGAUUGCUCGUCUUAAAUUGCUGUUGCAACAGUGCAGAUUCCAAGGUUGCUCGUGAGAAAACUUUUGAACAGUGUUUGAUAUUUUGUGAUGUGUUAAAACUAAAGUGAGACAAUGUUGUCGAUGGAUUCAUUGUGGUGUGGCUCUGAAAGUGAGUUAUCAACAUUGAGACUAUGUAAGAGUGCAGCGGAUAGGCCGGAAUACCGGCUGACGAGACGCAAGCCCUCCAAAAGCCUGAUCCCGCAAGCGUUACUGCACGCGCCGGAGCCUCAGCCCAGGACACAUCGUCGACGAAGACGGACGAGAUCCCUGAACGCACCCUCGCCGAUACAGCAGUUUGGACCAUGCGGAAGAAUAAUGAAAAACUCGGCUAUGGUUAUGCAAAUCCAGGACCCGGCCUCGCAGCGGCUGACAUGGUACAAACCACCGCUUACGGUUCUGGUCAUCAAGAAGGUCCACGAUGCCACUAUUCUGGCACCCUUCGUACAACUUGUACAUUGGCUGGUUCAUGACAAAAGCAUGGUAGUGUUCGUGGAGGCGGCGGUGCUUGAUGACAGGUUACUGGCUGAGUAUGGAGACUUCACGUCGGUCAAGGAGCGGCUGAUGACCUUCAGGGCUGGCACCGAUGACCUCACGGAUAAGAUUGACUUCAUCAUCUGUUUGGGCGGAGACGGCACGCUGUUACAUGCCAGUUCAUUGUUCCAACAAUCAGUACCUCCUGUGAUGGCAUUCCAUUUGGGCUCUCUAGGUUUCCUGACGCCGUUUGAGUUCAACAACUUCCAAGACCAAGUCAUGAACGUUCUAGAAGGACACGCAGCGUUAACGCUACGAUCACGUCUCCAAUGCGUAGUCUUACGCAAGAGUAGGGACGAUAAAGAUGGUAAAGAGAAGAAGAAACCUACCACCAUACUGGUGCUGAACGAGGUGGUGGUGGACCGAGGACCUUCGCCGUACCUCUCCAACAUUGACCUGUUCCUGGAUGGAAAGCAUAUAACCUCCGUGCAGGGAGAUGGCCUAAUAGUGUCAACGCCGACGGGAAGCACGGCGUAUGCAGUAGCGGCGGGGGCGAGUAUGAUCCACCCCUCAGUGCCAGCCAUUAUGGUGACCCCCAUCUGCCCCCACUCGCUGUCCUUCAGACCUAUUGUAGUCCCCGCUGGAGUGGAGCUCAAGAUAAUGCCCACCCUAGAAGCGCGUAGUGCGGCCAGUGUGUCAUUCGACGGGCGGUCCCAGGUCACCCUCAGGCCGGGCGAUAGUCUCUACGUGACGACGUCGGUGUACCCUGUACCUUCGAUAUGCGCCCAGGAUCAGAUCUCAGACUGGUUCGACUCACUAGCAGAAUGCCUGCACUGGAACGUGCGAAAAAAACAGAAACAGAUCGAUGAACUAAGCGACCUUACCCAUUCAUCCAGCGAUAACCUUGAGGAUCUAGAUCAGAACCACCACGACGAAAGACCGGUCGACACAUGACCAACGAGGUUCUACUAAUCGAAGAGUUCUGAGUGUUCUCCUUCCAGGGUAUAGGCAUACUUUGAGCAAAUAACGUGAAAGAACUUUUUUAUUUGUGUGUAAGCGAAAUACCAAUGUUUGUUGUAUGUGUGCGUGUGAAUUUAACGUUUUUUGAGUAACGUUUUCGUAGAUGUCGA
Messenger RNA from Spodoptera exigua (beet armyworm), 2011 nucleotides. Lineage: Eukaryota; Metazoa; Arthropoda; Insecta; Lepidoptera; Noctuidae. The record is from the annotation of a GenBank genome assembly.